Messenger RNA from Conger conger (European conger), 2389 nucleotides. RefSeq names its product ring finger protein 14 (gene rnf14). The record is from RefSeq and is a predicted model, not a curated record. The coding region runs from base 123 to 1517 and encodes 464 amino acids. Gene Ontology annotation, cellular component: cytoplasm; ubiquitin ligase complex. Gene Ontology annotation, molecular function: ubiquitin protein ligase activity; ubiquitin conjugating enzyme binding; zinc ion binding. Gene Ontology annotation, biological process: protein polyubiquitination; positive regulation of proteasomal ubiquitin-dependent protein catabolic process; ubiquitin-dependent protein catabolic process. Lineage: Eukaryota; Metazoa; Chordata; Actinopteri; Anguilliformes; Congridae. The transcript is spliced from 8 exons.
UUCCAGUAGAGGGGUGUCUGUUGUUUUCAGUUCAGUCGUUAUGCGCUUCUCAGCCGGCUAGCCUAUCCCCUGUCAUCUUUGCCGUCUUCCUGUCCGUGCGGAGGAGCAAGGAAUGCAAAUCAAUGUCGCAAGAUCAGGAAGAACAAGAAGAUGAGUUGCUGGCUCUAGCGAGCAUUUACGAUGAGGAGGAGUUCCGUAGGGCCGAGUCUGCUCAGGGUGGUGAAAUCCAAAUCUGCCUGGAGCUGCCUCAAGAUUUUAAAAUUGUCCUAAAAGGGGAGAAACAAACUGAACAUGACGUAUCUUUUCUACCUCCGCUGGUUUUGAACUUUGAACUGCCUCGGGACUACCCAUCAACCUCUUCGCCUGAGUACACGCUGAGCUCCAAGUGGCUCUCUCGGGCCCAGCUGAGCGCUCUGUGCCGGCGGCUGGAUGAGCUUUGGCGGGAGACCCAGGGCAGCGUGGUGCUGUUCUCCUGGAUCCAGUUCCUCAAGGAGGACGUCCUCGGCUUCCUCUGCCUCGCGUCCCCGCUGGAGGUAGCCGGCGGCCCCGCUAAGAGCCUUCCGGAACGGAAGCGGAGCGACGGCGAUGGGAAGACGGCGGGGGGCGUGCCGGGAGACGACGGCGGCGGCCAGGAUCCGCCGGACCCGCGCGCGGUGGUGGAGGUGGACCCGCGCGCCAACAUCCUACCUCAGCUCCUGGACUUCGACGAGGCCCAGCGGCAGAGGGUGUUUGAUGGGAAGGUGUUCUGCUGCGGCAUCUGCUUCACCGAGAAGCUGGGCUCGGGCUGCCUGCUCUUCAAGGAGUGCGCGCACGUCUACUGCCGGGCCUGCCUCAGCGAGUACUUCCAGAUCCAGAUACGGGACGGGAACGUCCAGUGCCUUAACUGCCCCGAGCCCAAGUGCACCUCAGUGGCCACGCCCUCGCAGGUGAAGCUGUUGGUUGGGGAAGAGCUGUUUGCGCGGUACGACCGUCUCCUGCUCCAGUCCAGCCUGGACCUCAUGGCGGACGUGGUGUACUGCCCGCGGCAGAUGUGCCGCACCGCGGUCAUGGUGGAGCCGGACACCACCAUGGGCAUCUGCUCGUCCUGCCAGUAUGCCUUCUGCACCCUGUGCAAGCGCGGGUACCAUGGCCUGUCCCACUGUCGAGCCACUGCUGACGAACUCCGAAGCCUGCGGGAUGAGUACGUGUCGGCCAGCGACGACGGGAAGAAGUUUCUGGAACAGCGUUACGGCAAGAGGGUGAUACAGAAGGCAGUGGAGGAGUCGUUCAGCAGAGAGUGGCUGGAUCAGAACUGCAAAGGCUGCCCACGCUGUGGCACCAACAUACAGAAGGUAGACGGCUGUAACAAGAUGACGUGCACAUCUUGCAAACAGUAUUUCUGCUGGCUGUGCCUGAGUCAGCUAACACGAGUUAACCCGUACAGCCACUUCAACAACCCUGCAUCUCCCUGCUACAACCAGCUGUUCCAAGGAGUGGAUAUUGACGAGGAUGAAUUCUGGAGUGACGAAGAUGACUGAUCAGAAGGAGGCUUGAUGACCUCACUCUUGCACCUUAAUUUCACAACCCACACAAUCUUCCAAUGAAUUUGAAUUAUAAUCAAGUAUAAUCAGGAGUUGUACUCUACGAAGAAAACCCAAAAACAAACAUGUGUUAAAGGUAUGACUUUAUGUAGUAGAGUCCUUCAACAGUUGUUUUUACCAGAUAAAUGUUUAUUUUUGAAGAAAGACAAAUAAUGGAUUGGAAAUAUAUCGGCAUGUGAAAGCCCUGUAUGUAUGAUAUUUCUCUCCCAGAGAACUUGUUUAAGAUCUCAUGGUGCUGGGGGUUCUUCCCCCAGAUACUGUGUUGGCUAUGCCAAGUGUUCAGAGAGGCCUGGUUUAAAGGAUGGCCUGUCCUGUUCUUUGCAAACAGAGGUCUGAGUUUCACAGACUGCUUUGUGUCCAUGGAGACAUUGCCCUAAAUUAUGUGUAAGAUAGUGAAGGUUCUUGUUACCCUGGAUCUUGUAAAACAACUUAUUUGGAGGAGAAAUGUUAUAUCUUUUUUACAUUGUCUCAGAAACUUAAAAAGGAACACUAUUUGCCUGCUACUUUAAAUUGUUACAUCUUUUCACUUUAAACACUGAAAGUAAUCACAGUAAAGUAAGCUGUACAUCAUUUCUCCUCAGUUAAUCUGAAUACUAUGCGUAAUAGUAUCUUCCAUAAUGAAACUGACGUUUAAUCAUGGCGUAUGGAUGUGUACAUAAAGCUUGGCAAAUGUGUUUGAUUGCCAUCAAACAGCUAUAGAAUGUUGUUGGUUUAGAAUCCAUACGUCCACUGUUAUAAAUAAUUUGUAACUGUUGAUAAAGAUUUGUCCGGAAUGUUUGUGUUGCCAAAUAAACUGACAUGGGAAAGGA